CAAUAAUGUGAAGAAAAAAGUUGGCGUUCCAUAGCAAGUUUUUGCGGCUCUGUUGAAAAGAGGAGGAAAAGGAGAAAAUUAUGACCCAUGAAUCUGUAUCUGGUGAUGCAGCGGGAAACAUCUUUUCAUUCAAAGAUGAUUACUUGAAGUUGAAAGCUGAUCCUGUAAACUCAUACCCAGAGAAAGUGAAAAAUGUCAAUGUACCAAUUAUCAUUGACAAUGGGUCUUGCUUUAGCAGGGUUGGUUGGGCUUCUGAAGGUACGCCAAGACUCACCUUUCGCAACAUCAUCGCCAGACAAAGGGGAAAGAAGGAUUCAGAUGCUCAAAUUGGCAACGACAUACCGAAUGUGGAGACUGUACGAUGGCUCUUGAAGACUCAGUUUGAUCGAGACGUGGUGACACAUUAUGAUGCUCAGGAGCAGAUUCUUGACCAUGCGUUUCAGCGAUUAGGCAUCGACUCAGAGGGGGCUGUCAAACACCCUAUCGUCAUGACAGAAACACCAUGUAAUCCUAAUCUGUGCAGACAAACAAUGUCUGAACUGUUGUUUGAGUGCUAUCAAAUACCCAAUCUUGCCUAUGGCAUUGACAGUCUGUUCAGUCACUACUACAAUUGUCCUGAGUCUGUGAAUGGUUGUAGCCUAGUCUUGUCCUCUGGAUUCCAGACAAGUCACAUUCUACCGGUCAUCAACGGUCAGCUGGACCCUGCCCACUGCCGCAGGCUGAAUAUAGGUGGCACCCAUUUGACCGGUUACUUACUGAGACUACUACAACUCAAGUAUCCUGCACAUCAGUCCAGCAUUAACCUGAGUAGAGCUGAGGAGUUGUUGAAGGAUCAUGUAUAUGCAGCAGAGGACUGCUGGGCUGAGUAUGAUGACUGGUCAUGCCCAGAAUAUUUCCAGAAACAUGUGCACAAGAUUCAGCUGCCUUAUACUCCACUGCCAGGAUGGUCUGUAGGCAGCAAGAAGGAGAGAAGACAGCAAUGUAUCAAACAACUACAGGAUCUUAAUCUCAAGUGGAAAGAGGAAAAGUUAUCAGCAGCCGAAGACAAGUUAAGAACCCUCAUUGCAGUACAAGAGAUGCAAGAAGACAGUGAUGGGUCACAAAAGAAAUCUCUGAAAGCUCUUGGUUUAAACACACUGGACGACCUGGCAGGCUACAUAGGCAUGCUGAAUGCAUCGGUACAGAGGUCAAAGGUCAGCUUGGGAGGUCGGGACUGCUCCAUGGAUCAGCCCAAGACGGUCCAGGUCUGGCCCAAGCUGGACCUCCUAGGCUCCAACCCUGAGGCCCUGGCCCCGGCCGAGUGGAACCAGAGGCAGCGCCAGGAACUGGUGGAGGAGUUCCAUCAGAACAGUCUGAGGUCUCGCUGGAUCCAGAGGGAGAUUGAUGGCCUCCUGCAGGAGACAGCUAGGAAACUGGAAGAUGGAGCCAAGGAUGAUGUCCUCAAGAACUGCAUGGAGCAACUCAAGGAGCAAAAAGAGGAGCUGAAUGCCUGCCACACCCAAUGGCAGAACAUCAAAGAGAAGCUCCUCAUCUUGAAAGACAUCAAGGAUGCAGACUCCAUGGAAACAGAUCAAGAAGGUGAGAGUGAAGAACAAGCCACCGACGACCAAGGCUCAGAAUGGGCUUACAUUCAAGCUAUGGAGGAUGAUGCUGAAGGCUUCAGUUUCCAGGCUGAGCAAGAGGUUCUCUCAGAGUUGGACAAAAUCAUCUCGGUCUUUGACCAAGAUUUUAAUAAAGAAAACAGAUCCCCAGUGAGCCAGCGAAUGACCUUUGACCUUGCGGAGUACUACCAGCUGGCGCUUGGGGUGGAGAGGAUACGUGUUGCGGAGACGUUGUUCCAGCCGAGCAUCAUGGGAUUGGAGCAGGGCGGAAUGGCAGAGACUAUGGAGUAUGUGCUACGGCAGUACGAACCUGAGACGCAAGACAAACUUGUUCAGAAUGUAUUUGUGACUGGAGGUAACCUAAGCUACCCUAACAUGGUGGAAAGGAUAGAGCAUGAGCUGAGGGCGAUGAGACCCUUCCAGUCUUUAUUUAAUGUCAAACGAGCAGGUAACCCCUCACUGGAUGCAUGGUGUGGAGCAGCAAAGUGGGCCUUGGAUACCACCAACCUUUCAUCAUUCAUAACGAGGAGCGAGUAUGAGGAGAAAGGGGGAGACUACUUGAAAGAGCAUCCAGCGUCAAAUAGAUUCCUUGCUAGCCCUUUAUAUGCUGCUAGAAGAUGACAAGGUAUACACACAGAUACCUACCAACAAGUCAAAGCCACCAGAAGGAGGGGUAUAAGGAGAAAUGAAUUGACUUCUUGAAAGAGCAUCAUGCAUCCUUCCCUUGAUCCUUCACUAGCGCUGUCUCUGGAGCAAGGAGAUGACAUGAUUCCUAGAGAACAUCAAACAGUCAGAAGGAGAGUAUAAGGAGAAAUGAAUUGACUUCUUGAUAGAGCAUCAUGCAUCUACUAGGUCCUUCACUGGCGCUGUCUCUGGAGCAAGGAGGUGACAAGAUUCCUAGAGAACACCAAACAGUCAGAAGGAGAAUAUAAGGAGAAAUGAAUUGACUUCUUGAAAGAGCAUCAUGCAUCCUUCCCUUGAUCCUUCGCUGGCCCUCUCUCGGCAGCAAGGAGGUGACAAGAUUCCUAGAGAACACCAAACAGUCAGAAGGAGAGUAUAAGGAGAAAUGAAUUGACUACUUGAUAUAGCAUCAUGCAUCUACUAGGUCCUUCACUGGCGCUGUCUCUGGAGCAAGGAGAUGACACGAUUCCUAGAGAACACCAAACAGUCAGAAGGAGAGUAUAAGGAGAAAUGAAUUGACUUCUUGAAAGAGCAUCAUGCAUCCUUCCCUUGAUCCUUCACUGGCCCUGUCUCUGGAGCAAGGAGAUGACAUGAUUCCUGGAGAACACCAAACAGUCAGAAGGAGAGUAUAAGGAGAAAUGAAUUGACUUCUUGAAAGAGCAUCAUGCAUCCUUCCCUUGAUCCUUCACUGGCCCUGUCUCUGGAGCAAGGAGAUGACAUGAUUCCUGGAGAACACCAAACAGUCAGAAGGAGAGUAUAAGGAGAAAUGAAUUGACUUCUUGAAAGAGCAUCAUGCAUCCUUCCCUUGAUCCUUCACUGGCGCUGUCUCUGGAGCAAGGAGGUGACAAGAUUCCUAGAGAACACCAAACAGUCAGAAGGAGAGAAAGGGGAUGACCGUGCGAGGGAGCCCCAUGCAUCAACUAGAUUUGAUCCAGCCCUUGUGGUACAUGAUACAUGGAAAGAAUGUGGAGCAACAGGAUGUGAAAUGCUGAAACGGAUGGCUCAAGUCCGAGGUACUUGGAGAGACACUUGAUGUAGAAUUCUGAUUGGGUCACUGAACCUGUCAUAAACUGACUUAUCACUAUUGAUGUUGAUGAUGACCUGAGUACAACCAAGCAAUCAAAAUUAAUAUAAAGUAGUGAGCAAUGAUGGACGUAUAUUCAACAUUUAUUUCAGGGUCGGUCCCCUUGUAAAAUAAUGCUUUGAUCACUGGUUGCGGCUACCCUGUUUAAAAAAUACUAAACUUGUGAAUUAUUAACCUUUGCAAUUUGAUCCAUUAUUAUAAUAUUGAUAAUAAAAAUGGUACUUAUAAAGCAUUUUCUACCGAUGUCUCUGAUCGAAGCGUCUAAAUAAUAAUCAACCACAUCUUUCCAUUGAGAUACUGCAUAAAGUGUUGCUACAGUAUAUGCUCAUGCAAGGAAAGAAAUCUAGGACAACUUCUUUAGAUUUAGACCUACAACUGGGCCAAAGCUUUUACAUACAACUUCACUACUUCCUGCCAACUUUUCAGUGUUCAGGAAGAUAGACCUAGUUUGGGCUUGAGUGAUGUAUGUAUAUACCGUAGUACGGUAUGUAUUUCACUCAUCACUCUGAAACAUUUAUAUAUGUAACUCCUAACAAGAAUGAGUGCAGUUGUGAAAGUGUGAGUUAAAUAACUUUCUUCCAGAUGUAUAUAAACCCCUAUACACUCUCUACCAAAAUUGUUUGUCACAUGUCAUUUAUUUGUAACCUUGAACAUUCAGUGUAAGUUUUGAUAGAUUCUGUGAGAAUCACAACUCAAGCUUACCUGAAUCUUUAAUGUAUGAUUGAAGAAAUGUUUUAUGAGGAUUUUUGUAAUAAAAUGAGUAAUCAUGUCCAAA
Molecule: messenger RNA, 4141 nt
Organism: Strongylocentrotus purpuratus (purple sea urchin)
Lineage: Eukaryota; Metazoa; Echinodermata; Echinoidea; Camarodonta; Strongylocentrotidae
Gene: actr5
Product: actin-related protein 5
Exons: 16
Coding region: 81-2222 (713 amino acids)
Biological process (GO): regulation of DNA-templated transcription
Cellular component (GO): Ino80 complex; cytoplasm
Source: RefSeq, a predicted model, not a curated record